Molecule: messenger RNA, 568 nt
Organism: Anopheles merus
Lineage: Eukaryota; Metazoa; Arthropoda; Insecta; Diptera; Culicidae
Exons: 3
Coding region: 8-367 (119 amino acids)
Source: RefSeq, a predicted model, not a curated record
UGUGCUAAUGACAAAUUUUAAUAAUACUACUCCACGCGUCGACCGGUUUAGAGCGCAGAUAUUUAUUGAUGGGCUCCCAUUAUUUAAUAGUUCAGCUAGGCAGCUUUGGCCAAUCCUAAUGAAGGUGAUGGAAUUACCGGAAGCACCGGUUAUGUUACUAGGGGUAUUUUGCGGUCAGACAAAGCCGGAUGAUGUGGAAGGUUUUUUGCGGCCCCUGGUAACAGAAGCUAACGGCCUACAAAAAAGAGGAUUGCAGUUCGGUGAAAAGAAUGUGCGAUUCAAAUUACACAUGUUUGUUGCCGAUUCCCUUACUCGUUGUUUUACCAAAGCUACGAUAAGUUACGUUGGCAGAAACAGCUGCUUGUAAUGUACUUGUGAAGGGACACAAGUAGGAAGCAAGAUUGUUUUUGAAGAUGCAGAUGCUCAGUUGCGUACUGAUUUAGGUUUUCGUGGAAGAGAGGACCAGAAACAUCAUAAAGCUUGGAAAUCGCCUCUAGAGGAUAUAGAUGAGCUUGAUAUGAUAAAGGAUAUAAUCAUUGCCGAUGGUUUACAUGUGAGAGAUUUAGGA